AUGCGCAACCUCAGGAAUAUUCGGUUCUCGGAAAUCCCACUUGAAGGUGGGCUGCCCUUGGCCGCCACUGCGUGGGAUGCCACUACAAACUCGUUGAUAUGCGCAUUUGGACCCGCGGAGGAUAAUGCGGUGAUCGAACUGAGGAGAAAACCGCAGCAUGAAGAUGUCAUCUCGGGGUCACUGCCUGGUGACAUGGCCCUUAUCGCGUCCUGGGAUGCUCCUUGUCCAAAUCCGGACAUGAUAUGUGAUCGUAUAUUGUCUUUACAGUAUUUUCCAGACACAUCGGUAAUAUGCCUAGUGCUGGAGGGCGGGGAUAUCGUCAUCGUACGCGAAGAGCCCCAGCCAGGGGAGGAUAAGAUUGAAAUCGUCGGUAGUGUCGAUGCUGGCAUUUCUGGCGCAGCUUGGUCGCCGGACGAGGAGCUACUGGCCAUCUCUACGAAGGCAAAUACUCUACUUUAUAUGACCAGGGACUUUGAAGGAGCCGCAGAUACCGCCUUCAGCAACGAGGAUCUCAAGAUCUCCCAACACGUCUCCGUGGGCUGGGGAAAGAAGGAAACCCAGUUCCAAGGGAAAAGAGCAAAGGCCCUUCGUGACCCGACAAUGCCAGAGAAAGUCGACGAAGGAAAAUUAAGCGACCUCGACGAUGGCAAAACUACCCUCAGCUGGAGGGGGGACGGCGCAUAUCUUGCUGUCAAUAGCAUUGAAAAUGGUGUACGUCGGGUCAUCCGCGUAUUUUCCCGAGAAGGCACGCUGGAUAGCGUGAGUGAGCCCGUGGACGGGCUUGAGGGUGCUUUGAGCUGGCGCCCAUCGGGGAAUCUCAUUGCCGGAAUCCAGCAGCUGGACAAUAGGAUCGAUGUCGUUUUCUUCGAGAGAAAUGGCCUACGCCAUGGACAGUUUACUCUCAGGUUAACCGAGGAGGAACGAAUUGGUUGGGCAUCGGACAUCAAUCUUACCUGGAAUGCCGACUCUACUGUUCUUGCCGUACAGUUCAGGGAUAGGAUCCAGCUCUGGACCACAGCGAACUAUCAUUAUUAUCUCAAACAAGAGAUUCCUCUAUCAAUCGCUCAGUCUGAAGCCUCUGCGCUCCGCACAUUCCGCUGGCAUCAUGAGAAAUCCAUGCGCUUUGCCGCAAGCUCACCAAGCUUACUUCUUGAUACCGACUGGGUUUUUGAUGUUGCCUCCGGCUCGACCAUUGCUCCUAAUGACUUUGGCUCUAUCGCCGUUAUCGAUGGACGCAACUUGAAACUGUCUCCUCUAAAAGUAGCAACGGUGCCUCCUCCAAUGGCGCUUUGUGAACUUUCCCAUGACUCUAACAUCAUAGACGUGGCAUUCAGUAGGACAAGCGCAAAAAUGGCUAUUCUUACCGCAACUGCGUUUGCGAUAUAUUCAUGGGACCUCAAAUCUACGUCUCCUCUUGAGGCAAAACUUUGUUCUUCUCACCCUAUUUCUCAGUCCAGACGCCCAAGGCAAAUUGCUUUCCUAGGAGAGGACGACGUCUAUGUCACAACUCAAGAUGAAUUUGGCGGGGAGGCUCUUGAAUGGACGCGAUUAGAGGCCAAUGAAACGCAGACUGUCUUCGUUCCCGAAGAGACGGUUCACAUCUCCUCAAUAUUCCCCGAUUCUGGGCAAGACAAACUUUGGAUUGCCCAAAUAAUCCAAAACCAAAAAGCCAGAAGCUAUAGCUUUAUUCAAAACAACGGAGGUGAAGCUUCCAUUGUGGCAUGGCAUGAGAGCCCUGCGAAUGACACGAGCUGGGCCCGCGCGAUUCAGCUUCCUGGUGGAGAUGACAUCCUAUUUACACUUUCUCGAUCUGGUACCCUAUAUGCGAAUAAGCGAUUGCUAGCUAAGAGUGUUACCUCGUUCCUCCUGACUGCUGCGCACCUUAUUUAUACAACUACACAGCAUCUGCUCAAGUUUGUUCAUAUAACCAACGUCAACGAACUUGAGACCCCGGGGGAUACUCCAGAGGAAGAUGAACGAUGCAGAAGCGUCGAACGUGGAGCGAGAUUGGUCACUGCGAUGCCUUCAAAAUUCGGCCUUACCCUACAAAUGCCACGAGGAAAUAUAGAGACGAUCUACCCCCGUGCCUUUGUCCUUGCUGGGAUCCGUGGUUAUAUCGAAAACAAGAAGUACAAAUCCGCCUACCUGGUCUGCCGGUCACAAAUGGUGGAUAUGAAUAUCCUUCAUGACUACAUGCCUGAGCAGUUUUUAAACAAUAUACCUUUGUUCCUCGAUCAGGUGAAGAAGGUCGAGUUCGUUGACGAGUUCUUAUCUCGUCUCAAGAAUGAGGAUGUGACCAAAACACUUUACAAAGACACACUUAAACUCUCGCAGCCAGCGGAAGUCGCUAAAGGGGACUUUACAGGACUAAACCAAGUGCCAAACACGGGCUUUGGCGCAACUAUUUCUCCUAACAAAGUCAACAAGAUAUGCGAUGCUUUUAUUGCUGUCCUUUCAAGUCGAAUUGAUACUAACCUACGAAAUCUUGUAACCUCUCACGUUUGCAAGUCCCCUCCGGAUCUCGAUGCUGGCCUCAGCCUUGUUGCGAAGCUACGUGAACGAAGUGCGGAACAGGCUGAGGAAGCUGUUGAGCAUAUGUGUUUCCUUACUGAUGCCCAUCAACUAUUCAACUAUGCGUUAGGCUUAUAUGACCUAGAGUUAACAUUGAUGGUCGCCCAGCAAGCACAAAGGGAUCCAAGAGAAUACCUCCCAUUUCUUCAAAAAUUACAGGGCGUUUCAGAGCUUCAACGAAAAUAUGAAAUUGACAACCACCUUGGCCGCUUCACCAAGGCCUUGAAGAGUUUGCAUGCACUUGGGUCUUACGACGACCUGAAAUUAUACACGAUCAAGCAUAGCCUCUAUAAAGAUGCACUGGAAUUAUACAAGUAUCAGCCAGAUCUCCUUCGAGACAUGACCCAGCUACAUGCCGAUUAUCUAUAUGACCAGUCUAACUAUAAAGAAGCUGCAAUCGCUUACGAGUCUCUUGGAGUAUUCGAACCUGCCUACGAAUCGUACAAACUCGCACACAUGUGGCGAGAAUGCCUUUAUUGUGCAGCCAUGGUUCCAUUAUCAGAGGCCGAUACGAAGGAAUUAGCUACUUCACUUGCCACUACCCUUGCAGACGAAAACAAAGACUACGUGUCUGCCGCGCGUAUUCAAGCGGAUCAUCUCCACGAUAUCCCUGCUGCAGCACGUCUGCUUUGUCGAGGAUCACAGUUCGGCGAUGCAUGCCGGCUACUUGUCCUACACGGUCACCAAAACCAGGUCGCCGAAAUUGUCGACCAUGGCCUCGCAGAGACAAUGGGCACCAUGACAGAACUCCUAGCGGACUGCAGAAGCCAAUUACAAGCACAAGUACCACGAAUCCAAGAAUUGCGUGCUAAACGCGCUGCUGAUCCGCUUGGUUUCUAUGGUGGUGACCCAACUGGCGCAGGCGCUGGGGAUGUGGAUAUUCCAGACAACAUCUCUCUCGCCCCUACAGAUGCAAGUACAAUGGCCGGCAGGAGUCUGUUCACCAGGUACACGGGAGGAACCAGUACGUCGAGAUCCAGUAGCCGGAUGAGGAAGAGAGAGGAACGCAGACGAGCGAAGGGUAAGAAGGGCACCGUUUACGAAGAGGAGUACCUUGUCAACAGCGUGAGGAGGUUGAUUGAGAAGGUGAACAGUUCAAUUGAGGAAGUGGAAGCUCUUGUGCAGGCAAUGCUAAGGAGAGGCAUGCGGGAGCGAGCUGCUGUUGUUGAGAGAAAUCUCGAUGAGGUUUUGGAUCGAGAUGGGCAGCCAAAGGAGGAUGGCGAACCCCCCGCGGGUGCGAUUUCGAGCGGAGAGCGUGUCUAUCUGGAGAGCAUGGAGGCGCUCAAUGGCAAAGGACGGGAACCACCUAUCGUAAAAGCCUUCAAAAAGCUGUCUCUGCUGGGUGGUUAG
Messenger RNA from Arthroderma uncinatum, 3921 nucleotides. Its product is annotated as elongator complex protein 1. The transcript has 10 exons. Gene Ontology annotation, biological process: tRNA wobble base 5-methoxycarbonylmethyl-2-thiouridinylation. Gene Ontology annotation, molecular function: tRNA binding; protein binding. The coding region runs from base 1 to 3921 and encodes 1306 amino acids. The record is from RefSeq and is a predicted model, not a curated record. Lineage: Eukaryota; Fungi; Ascomycota; Eurotiomycetes; Onygenales; Arthrodermataceae. Gene Ontology annotation, cellular component: cytosol; elongator holoenzyme complex.